AUGGCGGGCCGCGGCCGCCGCGCCUGGCUCAGCGUCCUGCUGGGGCUGGUGCUGGGCUUCGUGCUCGCCUCGCGCCUCGUCCUGCCCCGCGCCUCCGAGCUGGCGGCGGCGGCGCGGCCCCGCCGAGCCCGCCCGCAGGGCUGCCGCCAGCCGCCCGCCGCCGCCCCGCCGCGCCGCCCCGGCCCGCCGGCGCAGAGCUUCCUCUUCGUGGGGGUCAUGACGGCGCAGAAGUACCUGCGGAGCCGCGCCGUGGCCGCCCACCGAACGUGGUCCAAAACCAUUCCUGGCAAAGUUGAAUUUUUCUCCAGUGAAGGUUCGGACACCUCUAUUCCCAUCCCCAUCGUGCCGCUUCCAGGUGUAGAUGACUCUUACCCACCCCAGAAGAAAUCUUUCAUGAUGCUCAAAUACAUGCAUGACCACUACUUGGACAAAUACGAAUGGUUUAUGAGAGCCGAUGACGACGUUUACAUCAAAGGGGACAAGCUGGAGAACUUCCUCAGGAGUCUGAACAGCAGCGAGCCCUUGUUCCUUGGGCAGACUGGCCUCGGCACCACAGAGGAGAUGGGGAAGCUGGCGCUGGAACCGGGCGAGAACUUCUGCAUGGGAGGCCCAGGAGUGAUCAUGAGCAGGGAAGUGCUGCGGAGGAUGGUGCCCCACAUCGGCGAGUGCCUGCGGGAGAUGUACACCACCCACGAGGACGUGGAGGUGGGGAGAUGCGUGCGCAGGUUCGCGGGAGUGCAGUGCGUGUGGUCCUACGAGAUGCAGCAGCUGUUCUAUGAAAACUAUGAGCAGAACAAAAAAGGCUACAUCCGAGACCUGAGGAACAGCAAAAUCCACAGAGCCAUAACUCUGCACCCCAACAAGAACCCCCCGUACCAGUACCGGCUUCACAGCUACAUGCUGAGCCGCAAGAUCGCGGAGCUGCGGCACCGCACCGUGCAGCUGCACCGCGAGAUCGUCCUCAUGAGCAAGUACAGCAACACGGAAAUCCACAAAGACGACCUGCAGCUGGGGAUGCCUCCUUCCUUCAUGAGGUUCCAGCCCCGCCACCGGGAAGAAAUCUUGGAGUGGGAGUUUCUUACGGGGAAGUACCUGUAUUCGGGGGCCGACGGGCAGCCCCCGCGCAGGGGAAUGGACUCGUCUCAGCGGGAGGCGCUGGACGACAUCGUGAUGCAGGUGAUGGAGAUGAUCAACGCCAACGCCAAGACCCGGGGGAGGAUCAUAGAUUUCAAGGAAAUACAGUAUGGCUAUCGCAGGGUGAACCCCAUGUACGGGGCAGAGUACGUUCUGGACUUGCUGCUGCUGUACAAGAAGCACAAGGGGAAGAAGAUGACGGUUCCCGUCAGGAGACACGCGUACCUGCAGCAGACCUUCAGCAAGAUCCAGUUCAUGGAGCACGAGGAGAUGGACGCCAAGGAGCUGGCCAGCAAGAUCAACCAGGAUUCUGGAUCCUUGUCUUUCCUCUCCAACUCGCUCAAGAUGUUCGUUCCCUUCCAGCUCAGCAGAUCGAAAGUAGAGAGGAAGGAACUCAAAGACAAGAAGAUCAACAUCCUGAUCCCCCUCUCCGGCCGUUUCGACAUGUUUGCCAGGUUCAUGGGCAACUUUGAGAAGACGUGCCUCAUCCCAAACCAGAACGUCAAGCUGGUGGUGCUGCUUUUCAACUCCAACUCCAACCCCGACAAAGCGAAGCAGAUCGAGCUGAUGAGAGAUUACCACUCCAAGUACCCCAAGGCUGACAUGCAGGUGCUGCCGGUGUCGGGGGAGUUCUCCAGGGCGCUGGCUCUGGAAGUCGGAUCCUCUCAGUUCCAGAACGAGUCUUUACUUUUCUUCUGUGACGUUGACUUGGUGUUUACCACCGACUUCCUCCAGCGCUGUCGAGCCAACACAGUUUUGGGUCAGCAGGUAUACUUCCCCAUCAUUUUUAGCCAGUAUGAUCCAAAGAUUGUUUAUAGUGGAAAAGUUCCUAGUGACAAUCAUUUUGCCUUCACCCAGAAAACAGGUUUCUGGAGGAACUAUGGCUUUGGUAUUACCUGUAUUUACAAAGGUGAUCUUCUUCGAGCGGGUGGCUUUGACGUCUCCAUCCAAGGCUGGGGCCUGGAAGACGUCGACCUCUUCAACAAAGUCAUUCAAGCCGGCUUAAAAACAUUCCGAAGCCAAGAGAUCGGAGUAGUCCACGUGCAUCACCCCGUUUUCUGCGACCCUAACCUUGAUCCAAAACAGUACAAAAUGUGCUUGGGGUCCAAAGCUUCAACGUAUGGGUCCACACAGCAGCUGGCUGAAAUCUGGUUCGAAAAGAACGACCCCAGUUUUGGGAAAGGCAGCAAUACUAACGGCUCGGUGAGGACAGCCUAAAUGUCCAGCUAUGCUGGAAAAGACUGGGGGAGGGUUUGGGAUGGUUGUUUUUUUUUUUUUUUAAUUAUCUAAUUUAUUUUUGGGGGAAAAUGUUUUUUUGUGAUAAUUCACUUUUAAAAGACCACCACAAGGAUCUGGUUCAGCCGUUGUUUUGGCGUAACGCAGCGCUCGCUUGCGGAGGAACAAAAGCCCUCGGGGCGUUCGGUGGGGGUGGGGGCGGGGUGGGGUUUGGUGUUGAACAAAACUGUGAUCCAUCUUUGCCUUCAAAUGAACAAACCAAGGUUUCAGAGUUCUCUGCCCCAUCGGAGGAAGCCUGACUUGAAUUAGGAUUUCCUUAUGAACAAAAAAGAACAGGUUGUUUCCUCCCUUCCCGCGUUGCUGGGAUGGCGUGAGCAGGGAUGGGAGCGGUGUGGCGUGGGGACUGCUUGCCCUGCAAAGGUCCUGCUGCUUUGCUUGAGGAUGGCCCUUGUUUUCCAGUUGUGUGGCAAUGCUGAGGGGGAGGGUAAUCUUUUGAUUUCGUUUUUUACUUUGCAAAUGAUGAUUUAUUUCAGUUCCAAAACACACUUCCACUCGCCACGGCCAGGAGACUCCAAGGGAGGCAAGAAAAUUAAGCACAACCCACUCCCUGACGAGUCCUUGUCAAAACUCUUGUUCUUUUCUCUUUGGUCCACACCUGGAUGUCAACUUGAGGAACCCAUGGUGGGUUCUUUAUCUGCCUGGAGCUGGUGCCACGUGCCCAAAGAGGGAAGGGAGGAGGAGGGGAACCCCGAGUCCCUCGCAGCACAGCGAACCCUUCGCAGCCCCCCAGGAGAACUUUGCAAGCUCCAGUCGGUGCCCUGAUGUUUAAUGGGAACAAUUAGUACAUUGGAUUCCUAGUUUUGUUUUGGGAUUCUUUUGGGGUUUUGUUUUGGUUUUUUUUUCCUGUAUCUGCUAGACCAUUAAUUUAUUUAAUAUCCAUUGGUUUAGGUUCUUGACCUUUCCUUGAAUAUCUGUUAGUCAUUUUAAUAUUUUAUAUAUAUAUAUAUGUGUGUGUAAAUAUAUAUAUAUAUAUUAGGAAUGUAUUGCAUCUUCUCCCUGGUAAGGUAGUGUACAUCAUCCCUGCAGUAAAUGAUCUCCAAAGAUUACUCUCUAAAACACUUUUUCUCUUUUUUGGAUGAACUUUCUUUGUGGUUUCCUUUUUUGUUUUAUCAUCCCCUCCCCCCCCGCAAAGUUCUCUCACAUUUUUGGAAUGACUUCAGGAAGCUUAGGAAUUCCUUUGGUGUUCUAAGAGGAGCUGGGGAUGGGGGAGGCCGGAUACGUGGCAAGAGUUGACCCCUGUGAGUGAACACCUAGCAAGGUAAGAGAAAAAUACACAAAGUGCCUUAAAGCCAGAAAGGGAACCCUUGACAUUGAGACUUGAGACAGGGAGUGGCCGUUGUGGUUGAAGCAGCUGACCUGUUGGGACCUGCCUACCUGUAAAUAUCUCGCUCAGCAGAAACAGAACAACAAAAAACAGCCAACAAUCUAUUUUUCUACCGUGUCCUCCAGCACCGUUUCGUCCCAUCGCUCCCAGUUCCUCUCGGCUGAGCUCUGUGGGAGGUGGAGGCCAGUGAAGGAACAGAGAUGAACCCCAUGUAGGUUGUUGUGUCUGAAGGGAUCUGGGGGAGCAAUUGCUGUUCCAGGAGAGGAAAUGCCCGUUGCUUCCACGCCUGUGGAACGUGAACUGCAGCUAACGUAGAGUCGACGUCUGAUAACGUUGCUGGUACUCGGUGCCAGUCCCAGGUUGUAGGUACUUGGAUGGAUUCAGUGCAUGGAAAAUCUUUUUUCUUUCUUUUUUUCUUUCUUCCUGUUGUUUUUUUUUAAAGACUUGCUUCU
This is a messenger RNA of Colius striatus (speckled mousebird), 4206 nucleotides long. RefSeq names its product chondroitin sulfate synthase 1 (gene CHSY1). The transcript has 3 exons. NCBI's taxonomy places the organism in Eukaryota, Metazoa, Chordata, Aves, Coliiformes, Coliidae. Gene Ontology annotation, molecular function: glucuronosyl-N-acetylgalactosaminyl-proteoglycan 4-beta-N-acetylgalactosaminyltransferase activity. The coding region runs from base 1 to 2352 and encodes 783 amino acids. Gene Ontology annotation, cellular component: Golgi cisterna membrane. The record is from RefSeq and is a predicted model, not a curated record.